AUGAGGCCCAAAAUUCCCCAAGUAUACUUCCAGGAUUCAUUUCGAAGCCGAUUUAUUAGGAUGGACGUACCAGCCCCAUCCACACUGGUGGAACUGGCAUGUGAGAGCCUGCUGAAGAACGAAGCCAUGGCCAUUGCCUCUCUGGAGAUGCUGCCCACAGAGCUCUUCCCACCACUAUUUACUGCGGCCUUUUCUGGAAGACACACUGGGAUCCUGAAGGCAAUGGUGCAGGCCUGGCCAUUUGCCUGUCUCCCUCUGGGGGUCCUGCUGAAGGAACAGCUGCCUCACCAGGAAAAUUUCCAAGCUGCACUUGAAGGACUUGAUGCUCUGCUUGCCCAGAAAGUUCGCCCCAGGAGAUGGAAACUGCAGGUGCUGGAUUUGCGGAAGAAUGCUCAUCAGGACUUCUGGAAUGUGUGGGCUGGAAACAGGAUCAGCAUGUAUUCAAUGUUUGAGCCAGAGGUGGCCCAGCCCAUGAAGAAGCUAAAAGCGAGAGAUUCAAAGGCAGACUCAGUGCAGCCCUUCACUCCAGUGGAGGUGCUCAUAGAUCUUUGCCUCAAGGAAGGUACCCCUGAUGAGUCUCUUACCUACCUCCUUAAGAAAGUAAAGCAGAGAAGAGGGGCACUCCGCUUGUGCUGUAGGAAGCUGAAAAUUUUUGAAAUGCCAAUGCAGGACAUUAAGAAGAUUCUGAAAAUGGUGCGACUGGACUCUGUCCAAGAAUUAGAUGUGAAUUGCACCUGGAAAUUGCCUACCCUGGUGAAGUUUGCGUCUCACCUGGGCCAAAUGUGCAACCUGCGUAGCCUCCGACUCUCCCACAUUCGUAUGCCCUCCCACUCCACCAGGGCAAAGGAGGAGCAGUUUGUGAGCCAAUUCACCUCUUAUUUUCUCAGUCUGGAACAACUCCAGGAACUCUAUUUGGACUCCAUCUCAUUCCUCAAUGACCGCCUAGAUCAGGUGCUCAGGUGCCUGACGACCCCUUUGGAGACUCUGUCAAUAACUAAUUGCCUGAUUUCAGAAUCAGAUUUGGUGCAUCUUUCCCAGAGCGAGAUUGUUAGUCAGUUGAAGGACCUGGGUCUUAGUGGGGUCAACCUGACCUGUGUAAACCCUGAGCCACUCCAGGUUCUGAUAGAGAGAGCCUCUGGCACUCUGCAGGAUCUAGACCUGGAUGAGUGUGGUAUUAUGGAUGCUCAGCUUACUUCCAUUCUGCCUGCUCUGAGUCGCUGCUCACAGCUCACCACCUUUAGCUUCUGUGGAAACCCAACUUCAAUGGUAGUUGUGAAAGACCUGCUGCGUCACACCAUUGGGCUGAGCAAGCUGAGCCAUGUGCUAUAUCCUACCCCUCUGGAGAGUUAUGAGGAUGUCCGUGGCACCCUUGAUCUGGGCAGACUUGCCCAGCUGCAUGCCAAACUGAAGCAGAUGAUGCAGGAGUUGGGGCGGCCUGGCAUGGUCUGGUUCAGUGCUAACCCUUGUCCUCGCUGUGGUGACAGGACCUUCUAUGACCCUGAUCCCAUCCUGUGCCCCUGUUAUAUGUCUGCCUAG
This is a messenger RNA of Sorex araneus (European shrew), 1536 nucleotides long. Its product is annotated as PRAME nuclear receptor transcriptional regulator. The record is from RefSeq and is a predicted model, not a curated record. The transcript is spliced from 4 exons. Gene Ontology annotation, biological process: negative regulation of cell differentiation; positive regulation of cell population proliferation; negative regulation of apoptotic process. Gene Ontology annotation, cellular component: cytoplasm. The coding region runs from base 1 to 1536 and encodes 511 amino acids. Lineage: Eukaryota; Metazoa; Chordata; Mammalia; Eulipotyphla; Soricidae.